Messenger RNA from Ixodes scapularis (black-legged tick), 1079 nucleotides. RefSeq lists its product as uncharacterized. The record is from RefSeq and is a predicted model, not a curated record. The coding region runs from base 51 to 941 and encodes 296 amino acids. The transcript has a single exon. Gene Ontology annotation, biological process: DNA integration. NCBI's taxonomy places the organism in Eukaryota, Metazoa, Arthropoda, Arachnida, Ixodida, Ixodidae. Gene Ontology annotation, molecular function: nucleic acid binding.
CACCGUGGAGACGACUACACCUGGACUUUGCAGGCCCGUUCCGCGGAACCAUGUUCCUAGUCGUGGUGGACGCGCACUCAAAGUGGCCAGAGGUGUUCACCAUGCAGAGCACUACGACCGAGCGCACUGUGAGGUGCCUACGUGAACUUUUCUGCAGGUUCGGAAUUCCGGAAACAAUCGUUUCAGACAACGGGCCGCAGCUGGUGUCCGAGGAAUUCAAGGUGUUCAUGAGGAACAACGGGGUCAGACACGUCGUGAGCGCCCCAUACCACCCGAGCACAAACGGCCUGGCAGAACGGUUUGUGCAGACACUGAAGUCUGCACUACGCAAGUCAUCUGCUGGUGAGUCUCUGGAAGAAGCAUUGCAACACUUUUUACUGACGUACCGGAAUACUCCACAUUCAACAACAGGAGAGACGCCAGCAAACUUGUUGAUGGGCAGAAGAUUGCGUUCCAGGUUGGAUGUAAUCAAGCCUACGGUAGAGGGGAAAGUGAUCCACAAGCAAUUUAUACAAAGUAAGCAACGGAGGACAAGCAGAGAAGAAAUCUGCCCUGGUGACAAUGUCCUAGUGCGAAAUUACAGGAGUUCGCCGAGGUGGUUACGUGGUACCGUCCUCAAGAAGACUGGUCCAGUAUCUUACCAAGUCCAGGUUACCACGCCUCGAGGCAAGUUCAUCUGGCGUCGGCACCUCGAUCAACUUUUGAGCCAAACACGGCCAACGGCAACGCCGGUACCUUCGGACACCGACGACGCUGAGGGGUUCCUGGUCUUUUCACCAGGCGAGCCAAGUGUCCCGGCCACGGUACAAGAGCAUGGGCCACAGCAGCCUCACACCAUCCCGCAACGGGAUCCUGUACCUCCUACAGGCCGAUCUACUUCUGAAGGACGCUACCCAUCGAGAGAACGGCGUCCGCCUGACAGAUACCAAGCUCGCUCCUAACUUUUGUAUAAUACUGCCGUUGGCGCUGCUACGUAAUUAAAGGGGGAGGAGUGUUGUGUAGUUACCGCCAAGCGCGCGCUACUGGGACUAUAGUGGCGGCGCUUUAGUUCCUUCGCUCUUCUUCUUUAUCGUCGUGUC